Messenger RNA from Closterium sp. Yama58-4, 1098 nucleotides. NCBI's taxonomy places the organism in Eukaryota, Viridiplantae, Streptophyta, Zygnematophyceae, Desmidiales, Closteriaceae. The record is from the annotation of a GenBank genome assembly.
AUGUCGGACCGUCGCAACUCGCACAUGUCUCCCAUGCCCCUGCCUUUCGCGAGCGGCCACGUGUACGCUGAAGGGUUCUACGUUAAUUCUCCGCCAGUCGCUUUUUCGUCCAUGUUCGGUAGCGACGGCGCGCUGGACAACAUAGAUGGUGGCAAUCUGGAUGCCAGUAACGCCCUGGAUGGUAACAAUGCUGCCACCGGUGCGUCGAGAUUCGCCAAGGAGUGCGAGGUAGGUGAGAGCGGAAAAGCGGCUGUAAUGAUCAUCGGGGAGGUUGGUAACGGGGACGAGGUGGAUCGUGACAAUAACGGGGGUCGGAUGGAGGUGGGGGGUCUGGAGAACGUUUGGUCAGACGAAUCGGACAAAAUGGAGAAUGCGGAGGGGAGGUUCGAGGGGAGGCUGGAAGGCAGAUCGGAGGGGCGAUCGGAGGAGACGGGAUUGGCGAGGGGGCGACGAACGAGCGCGGGGAGAGAAAAGGACAUUGGGGAUGCGUACGGGUCGACAGCAGGGCCGGGAACGGGGUGUGAGUGGCCCACGUGGCCUGACUACACCCCGGACGAAACCAUCGGCGCGGACUGGGCCGAGCUGCUUAAGGUCGACGACGAGGUGGUUCCCCCGUCGAAGCUGGAGGCAGCACAGGCGGGAGGGCAGCAAGGCUCGUCGUCCUCCCUGCCUUGGGAACUCCGGUCAGCAUCACCACCAACAGAAGCAGCAACCACAUCAGCAGCAGCAGCAUCAUCAUCAGCAGCAGCAGCAACAGCAACAGCAGCAGCAGCAGCAGCAGCAGCAGCAGCAGCAGCAGCAGCAGCAGCAGCAGCAGCACCAUCAGCACCAUCACCAGCAGCAGCAGCAGCAGCAGCAGUACCAGCCGCAACAGGCACAACACACGAGCACACCCCAACCCAUUUUCCCAACCCCAACUCACCUCCCCACCUCCCCCCUCUCCAGGCCCCCAUACCCGCCCUUCCACAACCCCUACGCGUCACCAGAUCUCCCCUUUUCCCUGGUGGCCGUACCAGGCAUCCGCCGCUGGUGCCGCUGCUGUCGUUGCUGGGAUGCAGGGCCAGGGUGGGGUUGGCAGUGGAGGAAUGGAUGGGUUAA